CUUUCACCCCCACAGUUAGGAAAAAAUCCACGAUGUCGACGGGGUCUGUACGACGGAAAACAGACGAUAACGCACGGAUUAAUGUUACACCGUCGAAAUACUUGAUGUGUUCGCCCACGCAGAAGGAUGCUGUCUUGAACCAUCGUACAUAUGUAUAAAAAGCAGGACCCUCCUGCCCUUUAGAUGUCUGGGGCCUGUUCAUGGCUUCUAAGAAGAAGCAGAAAGGAAUGGUGUUCCAUCAGGAAGGGGCUACCACCCCUGCAGCGGCACUGGCCGCAGACCAUCCAACGGCCCGCUUUGUUGUUUCUAAACCAGGGAAGGCAAGUGAAGGUGGGAUGGAACGAAGCACCUGUGUAACCAAUGAAGAGACAGGUAUGAAGGGGAAACCCAAUAUGUACCCAUCGAAAGAGUCCAUCGGGACAUCUGGUGGACUUCCCGCUGCAAAACAUUCCACCAGUUCAAACCCUCAGCUGGACAACCUGUCACCUGAUAGCAUCUGCAAAGGCAUCAGAGUGACACUGGACAACAACAGCAUGUGGAACGAGUUUUUCAGAUGCAAAACGGAGAUGAUUCUGACUCAGCAAGGCAGCAGGAUGUUCCCCUAUUGCCGCUUUCGCAUCUCUGGCUUGCAGUCCUCCAAGAAAUACUCUCUGAUCAUGGACAUUCAACCUUUGGACAACAGUCGUUACAAGUGGACCAGCAAGAGCUGGCAAGUUGCUGGAAGGGCAGAGUGCCAUGUUAAGAGUCAACCAUUUGCUCAUCCAGAGUCCCCGUCAACAGGUCAACAAUGGAUGCAGAAUCCAGUGUCCUUUUACAAACUGAAGCUCACUAACAAUGUCUCAGAUCAAGAGGGGAACACCAUCCUGCAUCCCAUGCACCGCUACUUACCACGGCUGCAUGUGGUCCAAACUGAUAAAGCUGCUAAAGACAUAAAACUAAACAAUCCCAAUGUUGUUACAUUCACUUUCCCCCAAACUGAAUUUAUGGCAGUCAUUGCUUACCAGAACUCACGGUUUUCUCAGCUUAAAGUUGACUACAACCCAUUUGCUAAAGGACUGAAGGAGGAGGGCUCUAGUUCAUUGGGCCUAAAGCUUAAAUUGAACUCUGGCAAAGACUUGCACAAAGAAGGAGGCACAACAACCACUGAGCAACAUCCUGUGAGGAAGAGCUUGAAGUCUUUGCUUGCAAACCAUAAACCUAGAAGCUCAAAAGCAGUGGACGAGAAGCCUUCAGGGUCAGCUGACCCCCAGAAAAACUCCACCACAAACAAAGAUCAGUCAGCUGCCAAUGUCACUGAGGAAUGUUUGCGCAGUAAUUCACAUCCAGCUCAGAAAUUAUUUUCUGAACUGAUCCGGGAGGCUCACGUUUCACUGCAUAGAUGUGACAUGGAGGAGCUGGGAUUCACUAACAGCACGUCUCACAGAACUGAGCGAACCAACACUAAAACCACAGCUUUGAAAAGCAAUGGACAAGAUAAUCCCAAAAAGGACAGCAUAUCUGUCAAAACACAAAGCAAAACAUCACCUGCAAAGAAGGGUGAAGUUGUUGUAUCAGAGAGGAAAGUUAAGGGAGAUAAGGACCUUUUGAAUUCACUGAAUUGCAAAGACAAUGUUGGGACAGUUCUAAAGUCUGAAAUCAAUAAUGUUGCUGCUCCCGCAGUGUCCCAGAACUCCUCUGGUGACUCAGACCAACAAUGUAAGUCUGAAGCUCCAUCAGAGGCGAAAGUAAAGCAACAUAAACGGCCAGCGCCUCUGCCUCUGCCUGCUCUUGCUCUUUUUUUGAAGCAGCAUUCAACAAAAUCUAAAGUAGCCAAGAGCAAGCUGGACUCUUCUCCUGCAGCACUCCCAUCGGAAUCUCUGUCUGAUUCACAGAGUUCUGCUGCAACUCCUGUAUGUUCGCCUUCUGAUCAAGACCGCAAAGCAGCUGGUCCAUGGAAGGACCUAACUGGAUAUAUCACAAAGUCCAACAACCAGGACUCUGGACAUGCUGCUGCACUUCCUAGACCAGAUGAAAUGGUUUUGAAUCAGCCUUCCAGUCCGUUUUGUCCUGUUGCCACUACAGACCGAAAGGGACAAAGAACUCAUUUCUUGGACUCUGUUUCAGUUGCUGAAAGCACAGGCUCAGAACUUGCAGUACAAGAUGGUACACCAGUGUUACCCAACUCAGAUCAGCCAUCUUGUACCCUUGGGACAUCUGUAUCCACCAUUUCCUCAACUCUUGCUACCUCUUCUACAUCUUUCAUUUCGUCACCAACCCUCGACACAGUGUUACCUGCCCCAAACUCACCACAAACACCAACCAUCACUGAGUCUUCCACACUACCUUCAGACUCGCCAACUAUGAAGUCUGAUUCUUUGCUACCUGACCCAGAGUGCUCUUCGUUUGGCUUUGAGCCUUUGUCCCCUGCAAGCUCUCCAGAACCCUUACCUUCCCUGCCCAUCUUGUUAGCUCUAGAUCUUGACUCCACUACUCCUGAACCACCUCCAAAAGCAGUAUCUCCCAAAGAGUUGCAGCCAAGUGAAGACUCUGCUGCCUCUGUGUUUAAAUGGCACACAGUGUUACCUCAAAGUAGGCCGUACAUGGACACUUCAUUCACAACAUUUCAACCUACAACACAGACUCUUCCUUUAGAGUCUGUUCCGUCACCUUUGUUGCCUUCCCAGUCUCCUUCCCACUCUGAACCACAGACUCUCGACACCUCCACAUCCACAUCCACACCUCCCCCUGAUUCUGCUCCAUCAUUUCAAGAAAAUGAAUCGCUGCCCUUCCCUGCAGAGCUGUCCCCCCUUGCACUUCACUUGCCGCUGUCUCCAACCUUUUCUUCAUUAGAUGGAGAUGCAUUGUCACCCACGCCUUCAAUCGCAGACCUUGUGCACUUUUUCUCCACCGAAGAUGACUUUGGGAUGGAGGUGGAGUUUUCAAACACAGAGGCAGUAGCUGCUCCCUGCCCACCUCCAAGCGCAAUAGAGGCAAAUACACGCAAGCCUUCUCAGCAGGUGCAACCAGCCAAAAAACCCUGCAAGGGCAAAAAGAAGUCCCAGCGGCAAAAGCUUGCCAAGACAGAUGUAGAUCAGAACAUGGAUGCUGCCACCUACACUAACAUGAGGCCUAACUUGGAGGAAGUUGAGGAGCAGUUAUUUAUCUCAUUCACCUCAAAGGAGGCCCUCAAACUUCACAUUGCGGACUCCUCUGUUGGAACGGCCUCACAGCCUCAGACGACACCUGAAUGUCAACUGCAAGAAACUGCUGACGCACCUGAGAAUGUAGAGACAGCAGAGAGUUUGGAGGAGAAGAUCGCUGCAUACGAGAAGAUUCUUCUGAGAGACUUGAAGCUGAUGAGACACAGACAGGUGAUCCAUCCUGUGCUGCAGGAAGUUGGUCUGAAGCUGAGCCUGCUGGAUCCGACUCUGGCCAUAGACCUGCAGUACCUGGGAGUCCGUCUGCCCAUCCCCCCUCCUGGAGUCUCUCUGGAGCCGCUGACCCAGGAGCUGCCGCCGUCUCAAGGUGUUUCUGCAGCUUUUGUGUCACGGACAGGAAAAACAACAGAUGUGACUCAGAUUAAAGGUUGGAGAGGGAAAUUCACUCCAUCAGAGGCUCCACCCCCUCCAACAGCAACCAAACCUGAAGCUGGUCCCAGUUCAGAUCCGCCAAAGAAGAACCUGUCUGCGUUCUGCAGCGACAUGUUGGAUGAGUAUCUUGAGAAUGAAGGGAAGCUGAUUGAUGAGCGAGCCGCCAGCUUCUCUCAGCCUCAGGUGGAACCGGUAGUGUAUGAGCUGCCUACCAGGAGCACCAGCUACGUUCGAACCCUCAACAGUGUCCUGAAGAAACAGCCCAGCAGCUUCCCCACCUCAGACCUCAUAUCUGGGUUUGUCCCCCCGUCCAAGAGACCUAAACUCCCCGUCAGAGAGACCAAAACAUCAAGGAAAGGAAACAUGAGGCAGAAAGGUCCAAAACACCACAAACACAGUGCAGAACCAGGUUUAACAGCUGCACUCAGUCCAGCUGAAUCAAACCUGUUCCCUAAACAAUCCACAGUCCCAACAGCCACUCUCUCAUCAGAACACACAGACCCCGUCACUGAACCUCACACACCAAAGAAACACCGCCUGAAAGUCCAAUUGGACCACACAGAACCGUUAACUCUCUCUUCUCAACCCAAGAAGAGGAAGAAGCUCAAACCCAAGACCUUGUCCCAGACCCUCAGUCCCCUCAAGUCCACCCUCCCCCAGCCUGGCGUGUCAGAGGACAUGGCUCCGCUGGAGUCUGACUCUGAACUGGGGACCGCUGUCGAUCAGAACACAGAGAGCAGCAGGCAGAAGAACGGGCCGCCGAUGACCCGAGCUAUGCUGAAGCAGAAGGACCUGGAGGACGAGGUUGUGUGGGGAGGGCGACCUAGGACCAGCAUCACAGAGGAGAGGGCCACUGUUGCUCUGACAUCACUUUUUACAUUGAUGGGUUUUGUCAGUGAGAACCCGACCGCUCCCAUCCAGCUGGUGCGGAGACAAGCCCCUCUCUGCCUGAACGAGUUCUGCCGGCUGGGCUGCGUGUGCUCCAGUCUGUCCCACUGCGUCAGGAUCAGUCACUGUGGCCGGCCCCAGUGCAUGCUGGGCUGCAGCUGCCUCAAACAGAAGGUGGUCCUCCUCAAGAACCUGGACGCCUCUGACUCCAGUCCCUCCCAGCAGGGGAACGUCAAGAAGAAGAAGAGGAAGAGGAGGAUGAAGAUGGCCUACAUCCUGAAGGAGGCGGACAGUGUUUCCCAGCCUGCAGAGCGGGUCCGGGUGCUUUGGAAGAGGGACAGCGGAGACUUGGAUCCAGACCCGAUCAGCGUCCCUAAACCAGCAGCCCUGUCCCACCCCCCUGUGAAAACUGUAAGGCCUCAGGAGAGACGACAGGACAGCAGCAGCAGCGGCAGCAGCUGUGCCAGAGUCAGAGCUUACAGAGGGAAGAAGAAGAGCAGCAGGAAACAGAAGACGAAGGAUCAACUGCAGAGUCAGGACGAUCCACCGGAGACGUCUAAAGAUGAAAAGUCUAAAAAGGUUCGGCUGAAGCCUUUGAAACAGAGAGACCUGACGCUGAAGAACACAGAGACCAAACCCUCCAGUCCUCCACCAGCAGCUGAUCCGCUGCCGCUGGCUCCCUCCACCCGGUCUCCAAGUCCUCCGUCCGAGCCGCCUCCAAAACCGUCGAAGCGUCUGAUCAUCCUGGCGGAGUGUAAGUGGGAGAACGACAGCGACCGCAGCCUGGUGCUGAAGAAUCUGUGCGAGGCGAUGGCGUGGGACCGACUGGACGAACCUUUCUGGAUCAAAAAUUAUCUCAUCAGUCCCAUUAGUCAGACUGUGGAGGACAGUGGUGGCAACCGCUGCAUCCAGUACAAGAUCCACAUCUCCAGACCCCUGCUGGAGCCGGAGAAACCAGUGAAACCAGUGAAGCCACCACAACAGAGGGAGACAACACAACAGCAGGAACACCUGGAACAGGUUGUCAUGAAGACGGAGCCUGUUGACAAUUGGCAGCAGGAGGUGGCAGAGGACAAAGAAGAGGUGGAAGAGGCAGAGCCACUUGAAGACUGGCAGCGAGAGGUGAUGGAGGACGAGGACGAGGCGGAGCCACUUGAAGAUUGGCAGAGAGAGGUGGAGGAAGACGAUAUCGAGGAGGAGGCGGAGUCAACAGAUCACCAGCUGCAUGAUGGGAGAGAGAGUGGCGGAGAGGAAACAAAUAUGACGUCAAAGAAGACGAAGAGGAUGAUGGUCAGCAUGGCUCUGCCGUUCCUGACAGGAAUCUCCCCCGCCGGCUUUCUCUUGGCCAAUAAGAAGCAGCAGGGAGGAACAGACCACCUGGUCCAGGUGAAUGGGAAGCUCUAUCCUCUGGCUAAGAUCCAGCUGGGGAGGAUGGGUGCGCUCCAUCCCGCGAACCGCCUGGCAGCAUAUCUCACUGGUCGGGUGGCGUUAAACAAGAAGCCACAAAGUUCCUCUUUCUCACCAUCUAAACCUCCUCAGAACCAGAGUUCAGCCCCGACCGUCUCCUCAUCUUCCUCUGUGGUUCCCAUCCCAACACCCAAAUCUCAGCCGUCAGCCACCAUCCCAACCUCCAUGACAGUUCUUCAGCCUGCAGCAGUGAAGCUCGACCAAUCAGCUGCCUGCUCUGACCAGAGCGCAGAUGAAGCACCUGAGGGGGUGGGGACCCGGGUCGUCACUUUGAAGGUGUACCCGCGUUCAAGGGGAGGAGGCACUCAGUUCAGAGUGAUACCCCCAGCUUCUGGAAGCUCCGCCCCCACGUCGGGUAAUAUUAAAGACUCUCAGGUCAGCAGCUCUGCGGCUCCACCUGUGACAACGGCUCCUAAAGGCUCUCAGGUGUUCAUGGUUCAGGUCCCGCCUCCUCCUGCUCCUGGGAAACUACCUCUACCGGCCCAGCCACCCGGCCCACCACCCGGCCCACCACCCCCCUCCUCCUCCAUUGCCUACUCCUCUGGUCAGAGGAUCGUCCUGCAGCCGGUCCAGAUGGCAUCAGGACUCCAGUACUACCGCAAACCAGACGGUAAAUUGGUCCGACUGGUUCCCCUCAGCCAGCUGAGAUCAGUCAACUUGAACCAGUCCACUCCACGAGCCUCGCCCUCAGUCCUCCCUGCUGCAUCCCUUCAACCUCCAGUCGUCGCUGCUGGUAACCAAAAACCACCUCCGGCCACAGCCACCUCCACCCACACCUCCCUCUCCCCUUUGUCCGGCCUCCAGUCUUUCAAGGUGUCCCCCCUCACCUCCCAGCUCCGCCCUGCCUCUGGUUUCCUGUCUCAGAAGGGGACGUGCACCUUUAAAAUCCUCCCUGCUAACAACAACAUGGAGCCAAUGAUCAUCACCUGUCCUAAAGUUCCUCCAAAGGUGGUGUCGGCUCCAGGCUCCUUCACUGUGCUCCAACCUCAACCCCCCAACGCGACCCCAGUGAACCUCAUCUCCCUCAAACCCUCCACAGGUCAGGGGGCUGAGCUCGGGGUCAAAACAGUGACUGUGUCUGCGGUCCCAGUGGGUCCUGGUGGGUUAUCAGCAGUCCCAGUGGGUUCUGGUGGGUUAUCAGCAGUCCCAGUGGGUCCUGGUGGGGUAUCUGCUGUCCCAGUGGGUUCUGGUGGGGUAUCAGCAGUCCCAGUGGGUCCUGGUGGGUUAUCUGCUGUCCCAGUGGGUCCUGGUGGGGUAUCUGCUGUCCCAGUGGGUCCUGGUGGGGUAUCAGCGGUCCCAGUGGGUCCUGGUGGGUUAUCAGCGGUCCCAGUGGGUCUUGGUAGGGUAUCAGCAGUCCCAGUGGGUCCUGGUGGGUUAUCAGCUGUUCCAGUGGGUCCUGGUGGGUUAUCAGCUGUUCCAGUGGGUCCUGGUGGCGUGUCUGCGGUCCCAGUGGGUCCUAGUGGGGUAUCUGCGGUCCCAGUGGGUCCUGAUGGGGUGAUAGUCCACCAGAAACCUGCCGUCCAGAUCCCUUACAGACCUCCUCCUCCAGCACCACCAGAGUCAGAGGUGACACCUGCCCCCCCACCAAAGCCGGAGCCGGCCUGCAACCUGUUGGACCUGGACAUAAUCUGUGUGGACUACGAGGAAGAGUUUGACGCCACAGAAACAGGGGGCGAGGUGAAGCAGCCACCGGAUGUGGUGGAGGUGAAGGAUUCGAGCAGCGAGACGGAGAACUCGUCAGAUUUCAGUGACGAGUCGGCGGUCGAAGAAGAGAAAGAGCCGACUCCCAUCCAGCUGCGUUUCAAUCACAACAUGUUGGAGAAGCAGCGUCGGAGGAAGUUAUGGCAGCUGUUCGAAAAUCUGAGGAGAGAAGUGGGACUGAGCCAAGAGAGGACGUCAAAGGUCUCCACACUGAAGAAGUCGGUGGAGGUGAUCCAGGAGCUCUGGAGGACUGAGAAAAAACUAGAGAAGAAGAAGGAGAAACUACUCAAGAGGAGGGAUAAUUAUCUCGCCAUCAUCGCUCCAAUAACAGAGGAGAGCAGACAGGUGAGCAGCACACGUCAGACAUCACCUGAGCUGUCAGAGGGAGGAGGGACAGGAAGUAAGGACAUAGAAGUGGUGGAUCUGUUGGACGACACGGACGAGCCGACGGAGAACUCGUUUGAGGAGGAGAGACCUGUUACCAAGACGACCAACGCUGUCACCGUCUCAGAGGCGGAGGAUGAGGUUCAGAUCAUUGCCGCGGAGACGGUGGAGGAGAGCAGUCAGCUGAAUGCAGCUCAGAAGAAGCUGGCGAAGAUCCUGAGGAAGGAGGACUCAGAAAGCAGCGUGAAGAAGCUGGCCUGUGUUCGGAGCCUCGCAGACGCCUUCAAAGCUCUCCAAUCAGUCAUGAACACCAACAACACUUCAAGGAGCUUUCUGCUGGAGCAGGCUAAUCAGGAGAUUCAGACUCUUCAGAGUGAGAAUGGGAGACUGCGGAGUCUGAAGAUCUGUCUGAACCAGCAGAGAGACGCCUACAUCAGAGAGGUCUCCCAGAGAUCAGGUAAAAGCAAGGAAAGAAUCCGGAGCAUGCUUCAGCACCUGUCGUCCAAACAGAAGGAGGUGGAGAUGCAGGAGAGACUCCAAGCGGCCAAUCAGCUGCAAGCAGCAGUAGGGGGUGGAGCCUGUUACUCUCCAACAGAAGACUCAACUGAUGAUGUCAUCAUAAUCACAUCCUCCAGCCUGCAGCAACAGUGCACUCCACAGGCUCCACCCACUUUUGUUUCUGUCCCACCUACCAGCACACCUUCAUCCACACCUGUCCAAACGCCUGUCCAAACUCCUGUCCAAACGCCUGUCCAAACACCUGUCCAAGCACCUGUCCAGCAGCCUCAGAGGGUCCUGCAAGUGUCAAGGCCCAUCCUCGCUCCUCCUGGUGUGUCCCACAGUGUAUCAGUGGUGAGGGACAGGCCGAGGACGGUCCCCAACAUCCUGUCUCGCAGUAAGAAUCCAGCUGCAUCACAAUCCAUUAAGGCCGUGGUACCAGCAGAGGUUCUGUCCCUGGUCGGUACUGCGUUGCCGGGGCAACCAGUCCUGACCCUCAGCCAAAUGAUGACGGCACCUACAUUAUUGCAGACUUCUUCUACACCAGGCGUGGCUUCAGUCACCCUCAACAUCUCCAAUCUGGCCAAUCAGCAGAUCCACCUCACCUCACUGCCCCACCCCCCAACCGGUAAGAUCUACAGCAGCUCUGCCCCCCUCACCAUCACUAACCUAACAGCCACAGACCUCAACAACCUGCUGCAGCUGGUUCAACCAUCAACUACACCACAACAACAACAGCUAUUACUACAACCCCAACAACCACCACAAACUAAACAACAAAUCCUACAAACACCACCACCACCACCACCACCACAACAACUACAACAACAAACACCACCACAACAAAUACUACAGCCACCACAAGAAACACAACAACAACAGCCGCCGCCACCACCUUCCCAGCAGCAGCAGAUCCCAGAGGGUCCACCCCCUUCUCCUCCUGCUCCCCUCCUGGUGGUCUCUGCUGGAUCAGACCCGAUAACAGACCAGGACCAGCCUCCAUUCCACACUGACACUACAUCUGAGGCUCCACCCUCCACCCAGCACCCUUCCUCCACUCCUUGCCCAGGAGCGAGUGCUGACCGUCAGACUGAGGUCACAGAGGCAGGGCUUGAGGGGGCGGAGCCGCAGCAGGAGACCAGAGAUGAUGAGAGUCUGACGUCACUUCUCAACGAGAUCGUCUUCCUCAACCAGCAGACCGUCACCACGGCAGAGACGCCUUUAUCAGGGAAACCGUCCCCAGGGGAUGAUGUAAUGGACGAAGAUGAGGAGUAUGGACGCGCCAACAGCCCCUGGCUCCUGGAGCUGGACUCUGACUCUGAUGAAACCAUUGCCACGGAGAUGGGGGCGGCAGCGGUUAAUGACGACACAGACAUGACACCUGGUGGACCGCAGCUUGGACCUGUUAAUGGGAAUGCUAAAGGUGGCGUCCUGGCUCCGCCCCCUCUCCUGCAAAUGAAGGUGGGCGGGGCCAAGGUGGUGGACCCUGCCAGCUGUGAUGAAGCAGCAGGAGGGGAAGGAGAAGGAGAAGGAGGGGGGAAGAGGGAGGGUGGCGUGGCCUGGAGGCCGAUGCCGAGGCUGGUUCCUCUGGGGCUAAGAGGAAACCCACCCAGCUGACAUUACACUGACAGAUGAUGAUGUCACAGCAGAGUUAGGAUCAGCUGACAUUACACUGACAGAUGAUGAUGUCACAGCAGAGUUAGGAUCAGCUGACAUUACACUGACAGAUGAUGAUGUCACAGCAGAGUUAGGAUCAGCUGACAUUACACUGACAGAUGAUGAUGUCACAGCAGAAUUAGGAUCAGCUGACAUCACACUGACUGAUGAUGAUGUCACAGCAGAGUCAGGACUUCAUUGGUCCCCUGCAAGCUGUUCUCUGCCUUGACGACACUUCAUUGAUGUUUACAGACGAUCAGAGAUUAUGUUCACUACCUUUGUUUUAUUUAUUUUUGUCUUUACAUUUCACUGAAUUUAAAGUCUAGCUCCGUCCGCUCGGGUUUCAGUUGACGCUCCGUCUGAAGGGAGCAACGUGCAACCACGGCAACUUUCUGGGGAAAUGUUGACGAUUCUCAGUUGCCAUGAAUGUUGCUCUUUAGUCUCACAGGAAGAUUGUUGCCAGAAGAAAUUUGAGUCCACGUUCAGUCAGACAACUGCUGAUGUAUUGAGUGCCUCUGUGGUAUCCAAAGACCUGUGUGUGUGUGUGUGUGUGUGUGUGUGUGUGUGUGUGUGUGUGUGCGCACGUGUGC
Messenger RNA from Epinephelus fuscoguttatus (brown-marbled grouper), 10753 nucleotides. It is a transcript of the gene mgaa, whose product is annotated as MAX dimerization protein MGA a. Lineage: Eukaryota; Metazoa; Chordata; Actinopteri; Perciformes; Serranidae. The record is from RefSeq and is a predicted model, not a curated record. Gene Ontology annotation, molecular function: RNA polymerase II cis-regulatory region sequence-specific DNA binding; DNA-binding transcription factor activity, RNA polymerase II-specific; protein dimerization activity. The coding region runs from base 201 to 10124 and encodes 3307 amino acids. The transcript is spliced from 27 exons. Gene Ontology annotation, cellular component: nucleus. Gene Ontology annotation, biological process: cell fate specification; regulation of transcription by RNA polymerase II; positive regulation of DNA-templated transcription.